GAUUAGCCAUUCGCAUACGUCGAUUAACGGACAGUCUAUAUCCGGGUUGCGUCCUAGGUUAACGAUACAUAAAUUGGAGAUUUCCGAAUUCCCUGUUGUUUUGAACGCGUAACUUUACUCAACAUAAAGGCAUUGCUUCUUGACUUCUACAUGUAUUUUGCUUUUUUUCUUCUAGGUAAAUUGUCGCACGUAUUAAUAAAAAACACUCACAUGCAGGACGUCGUAUGUUUUCUACUGCCGCGUUCAGGUGCUAGUCUGAAUUAAGAAACGUAGUCAUUUUCUGACUUGCUACCUGGUUGUAAAUCAGAAAAGGCGGCACAUGUGUACAUACAAACAGUUAGCAGUUGUUAUUCCACUAAAGUCUGAUCUGCACAACACGAAGCAGUGGUCGUUUAAAAUAUUGAGCUAUCGAACGGAGUCCGAGCUUCCUUGGCGUUACAGGGAUACACAUGGUGUAAUGGUUCACACGUCCAGGGAAACACAUGCUGAUCUGCUUUUCCACUGCCACCAUGGCCCAAAAGCUGGUAAUAAUCGACACAGAUGCAGGUAUAGAUGACGCCCAGGCGAUAAUGAUGGCCGCGGCCGCUCCAAGCCUGCAGAUCCUGGGGAUAACAUGCUGCUUCGGAAAUACUGAUGUGGACAACGUCUGUCAGAAUGUGCUGCUGGUGCUGUCUGUCUGUGAACGCACACAGAUUCCAGUGUUCCAGGGUGCUGCUGGUCCCCUGGUGGGGGCCACCAAGGCUUUCAGCGACCACUUUGGGACUGACGGGCUGGGAGAUGUGCUGGAGGACAGAGACCCACAGUGGAAGGAGAAGCUCCAGAGAGAGCAUGCUGUUAAUGCCAUGAUCAGACUGGUAGCUGCCAACCCUAAACAGGUGUCCUUGGUGGCUCUUGGGCCGCUCACCAACCUGGCUCUAGCCAUCAGACUGGACCCUUCUUUCCAACAGAACCUGAAGGAGCUCGUCAUUAUGGGAGGCAACAUGGAGGGUAAAGGGAAUGUAUCUUUAUGUGGAGAGUUUAACUUUGUGAUGGAUCCUGAAUCUGCCUUCAUUGUCCUGGAGGAGUACCUCUGUCCUACACGCAUAGCAUCAUGGGAGUAUUGCUGUAGGAAUAAACUGGAAUGGGAAUUCUUUGAAAAACUGAUUAAUGAGGACACGCCUGCUGGUCGCUUCAUGAAGAUGAUCACGUCCAAGUGUUGGGGUUAUUCCAAGGAGGCCAUGCUGAGUAAGAGGGAUGUGUACUUCGGGCCUGGCUUUGUCUCCUACGAUGCUUAUGCAGUGGCAGCGUGUAUAGACAGCUCUGUGGUGACGGAGAGUAUAGAGUGUGCCGUCAGGGUGGAACUACAGGGGGAGCUAUGCAGAGGGAUGAUGGUUCUGGAUCAGAGGAACAAACUGAACAAAAGCCACCGUGUUUCUGUCAUGAAGACCUGUGAUCUGACCAAGUUCAGGCAGUUACUCAUGGCUUCCCUUAAACAACCCUGUAGGAAGUAGGCUACGAGACGGACCAACCUGAUGUCGGCCAUGCGUUUGUAGAUCACCUGCUGGGUGAUGACAAAAGGUGGAGAUAUAGCUGCAAGCAGCAAUGAACGGGGUUCACAGGAUGACAGAAAGGAGACUAGAUCAGUUAGUGCUUGCUUUUUUUAUCUAUCUGCCAAAAGUAAUGGAAGCAUGAAUGAGGGAUACAAAGUAUAUUGAAAGCAGGUGCGGUUCCUGAGUUAAUUAUUGUCCCAUUCUUCAAUGGGUUUUGAGAAGGAGAGGAUGCAAUUGAGAUUCUCUAGGUCAAAUGGGAUGGCGGAUAUGAGGGUUUAAGUGAGACUGCGCAUAACAGCGCCACCCACCGGCCAAUCCGUGCCACUUUUUUUGUACCAAUCUAUGCAGGAGUUGUUUGACAGUGUGAAGAAAACAUUUUAAUCAGAUAACAUGUUUCACAGCUUAUGUUGUGGGGUCACAGACGAUAAGACGGCAAUCCCACAGCCAAAGUUUGUGUUGGUCCAUCUUGUCUGUAAGUAUCUUCUCACAGCCUCUAGGGUGGACUGGCCCAGAGUCUGAGAGAGACUUACACAUACAGGUAUAAGACAUUAACUAACCCAGACAACACAUCAAACACUCAGGGCCUUAUUUUCACAUCUGAUUUGUACCGUUUAAUCAAAUAAAAUGCAUUUUAAUGAG
Molecule: messenger RNA, 2168 nt
Organism: Oncorhynchus mykiss (rainbow trout)
Lineage: Eukaryota; Metazoa; Chordata; Actinopteri; Salmoniformes; Salmonidae
Source: RefSeq, a predicted model, not a curated record